Molecule: messenger RNA, 1378 nt
Organism: Arabidopsis lyrata subsp. lyrata
Lineage: Eukaryota; Viridiplantae; Streptophyta; Magnoliopsida; Brassicales; Brassicaceae
Exons: 7
Coding region: 331-714 (127 amino acids)
Source: RefSeq, a predicted model, not a curated record
GGCAAGUUAAAGUGACAUUUUUUUAUUUUUUUAUCGAAAAUUUCUUACAAAUUUUGGAAUUUAGGUUAUUAAUGAGAAAGCUUGAUUUUCCCUUUUUUAUUACUAAUUUUAAAAGUUUGGUUUUAUUAUUAUUUUGGCAUUUUUCCCUUUAUUGUCUUAAUUUUUUACUUGUUCUGGAAGCAAAAACCCCUAGUAUUGUAUGUGAUAUAUAUUCAGCCGUUUGGCCAAGAGGAACAAGAUUAGAAACAUUGCUUGUGUUCUCAAAACUGAAACCGAAGAUAUAUCGUCAAAUCUAGCAUAAGAUUUCUAGGUCAGUGCGUCAAGAACAUCAUGGGAAUCUGGAGCUAUAUGGGGAAAACAUCAGUAUUCAUAUUUGGUCUUGGAUUCUAUACGCAUGCUGCUUUAUUCUCUAAUUCAGAUAAUAAGAUGCUUAUGACUCAGUUGGAAUCCUUCAAAGAGACUGUUAAGGUUCAGAUGGAGUCCUUUAAAGAGCCAUCUAAAGCUCAAAUGGCUAAGUAUAGAGAAAUGGACCAAAAGUUUGAAGCUAAGUAUAAAGAAAUGGAAAAUAAGUUGGACAAUCUUGUGAAGUUGUCUAUGACUCAAAUCUCCGAAUUGAAAGUAACUAGAGAGAAGUGUUGCAAUGAUUUGUGGAAAGCAAGAAAAUACAUAGAGGAAUUUCAUGAGGGAAUGGAUCAGAAGAAACAAUCUAAUUAAAUUAUGCCUUUUAUGAGUUGUUGUUAAAAAGUCUUUUAUGAGUGAUCAAUGAUUUUAAGUGAUUUCUUCUUCUCUAUGUCUAUAUUCUUGGUGAACCUUGUCCCAUUUAUGUUCGAAUCAUGUUAUACCCAUGUCGAUCGGGGCAUAACAAAUUGGUAUCAGAGCCACAGUUACGUUCUUCUUGACCGUGGGUAUAAGUCGUAACGCUAUCUCACUUCUCUGAUAAAUGCUCGCUCGAGUGGAGUCCAUCGCAGGGAUUCUAGACUGGAUAUUUAAACCAGCAAGCCUUGCUAACGAUGAAGGGAUAUGCUGAACUUGAAGCAACCAGAAACCUCAAUCUAUCAAAAACAAAAUUAUAUAAAGGCUAAGUUUAUACGAUCGCAGAUAUUAAAUAUAUAUAGAAUAUGAAACUAAUUGUCAAGCUGUUGUUUCAAGCUUCCAUAUAGAUCAAAUCAGCGUUUACUCAAAAUCUGGAAUGCAUUGUCAAGCUGGUGUUUCAACUUUAUAUAUUCGAAAUUUGGAAACAACGGAUCCGAAUGCUAGGACAUCACUCGGAAUCUCGUCCCUGGCUACUUUGAAUUAAGUCAUUAAGCAAAAGAUACCAAACAAACUCGUCUACUAUCCUAUCAUGUUCAUCAGAGACCAUCUUGCAACUUGGUUUCAU